Molecule: messenger RNA, 399 nt
Organism: Closterium sp. Yama58-4
Lineage: Eukaryota; Viridiplantae; Streptophyta; Zygnematophyceae; Desmidiales; Closteriaceae
Source: the annotation of a GenBank genome assembly
AUGAGCGCCAAGCACGGCGGGCGUAAUGCAAGCUCCUCCCCACCUCACGUACGAGCCGAGUACCCUGCUUCGGCAGGGAUAUCUCGUGCAGUGAUUGGCUACAAAGAUUACUUCGAGCGCACCUACCCUGGCGGCUGGUUCGCGUGGUAUGGACCAAUCCUCGACUCGCGCGUCGAGGCGUCCGAUCUGCCGGCUUUAGUCUCCUCGCGCGAGCGCACCCACGUGCCGGCCUUCAUCACCGCAUAUGCCGUCGCGUCUCCCCGCCCGCUCGUUUACUUCUCCAUCCUCUGGCAACCCAAUUCCAAAUCCCACGGCUGGGUGGUGGUGUUCAAUCUCGACGGUCAGAUGUUCCAAGAUGCUCUCCACCGUCGGAUCGCCUCGGGCUAUAAGCCUGUACAG